This is a messenger RNA of Amborella trichopoda, 1755 nucleotides long. RefSeq names its product Pentatricopeptide repeat (PPR) superfamily protein. NCBI's taxonomy places the organism in Eukaryota, Viridiplantae, Streptophyta, Magnoliopsida, Amborellales, Amborellaceae. The record is from RefSeq and is a predicted model, not a curated record. Gene Ontology annotation, molecular function: mRNA binding; protein binding.
UAAAUAAUUUCUCGCUCUCCGUCUCUUUGGCGCUCGACCCCAAAUUGGUAAAUGCUUUCUCUCUCUGCAUAUCCUUUGGUCUCAACUCCAAUUUCGUAAAUGGUUUCUCUCUCUACAUCUCAUUUUGGCUCAACUCCCAUUUGGAGGGAGCUAGAACCUGCUCCCUCCGCUUCUCAAUCCUUUAUUGUGUGUCUGAAACUAUCAGGUCAAGAGGAGAGAGAAAGGAGAGAGGAGAUAAACAGGAAAAUUGCUUCAAAGAAAGCCAUUUCAAUCAUUCUGAGGAGGGAAGCCACGAAGGAGGUGAUAGAGAAGAAGAGGGGCCCUAACAAUUCGAAGAAGCUUCUUCCGAAGACUGUACUCGAAGCUCUCCAUGAAAGGAUCACUGCUUUGAGGUGGGAGUCUGCUCUCAAGGUGUUCGAACUACUACGAGAGCAGCUAUGGUACAGGCCACAUGCAGGUAUAUACAUCAAACUCAUAGUCAUGUUGGGAAAGUGCAAGCAACCCCAGAGAGCAAGGAUUCUUUUUGAUGCUAUGGUCGAAGAGGGUUGCACUCCGAACCAUGAAUCCUAUACAGCCCUCCUCUCAGCUUACAGCCGGAGUGCCCUAUUUGAUGAGGCCUUCUCCAUUCUGGAGCAAAUGAAGGAGAUACCUGGUUGUAAACCAGAUGUUCAUACCUAUUCUAUCUUCAUCAAAUCUUGCCUCCAGGUCUCAGCUUUCGAUUUCGUCCAGAAGCUGCUCUCUGAAAUGGUAAGCCGAGGGGUGAAACCAAACACCAUUACGUACAACACCCUCAUUGAUGCCUAUGGCAAGGUGGGCAGAUAUUCAGAGAUGGAAAGAGUGCUCAUGGACAUGCUUGGUGAGAGUGGGUGCAAACCUGAUGUCUGGACCAUGAAUGCCACUCUCCGGGCCUUUGGUUCCAGUGGCCAAAUCGAGAACAUGGAGAGUUGCUAUGAAAAGUUCCAAGCAAGUGGCAUCCUUCCUGACAUAAAGACCUUCAACAUCCUCCUUGACUCAUAUGGCAAAGCUCAAAUGUACGAUAAAAUGAGUGCAGUUAUGGAAUUCAUGCAAAAAUACUAUUACAAAUGGACCAUAGUCACAUAUAACGUGGUUAUAGAUGCGUUUGGUCGAGCAGGUGACAUAAAGCAGAUGGAAUAUGUAUUUAGAAUGAUGAGAUCCGAUGGGAUGAAACCAAACUAUGUCACUUUGUCUUCCCUAGUGAGGGCCUAUGGGUAUGAGGGAUCUGGGGAGAAGAUAGCACGAGUGCUAAGAAUUAUCGAGAACUCGGAUAUUGUGGUUGAUACUGCUUUCUAUAAUUGUUUGAUAGGGGCUUAUGGUAGGAUUGGUUGCUUGGCUGAGAUGAAGAAGGUGCUAGAGGAAAUGUCAAGGAAGGGUUGCCUGCCUGAUAAGAUCACGUAUAGUACGAUGAUAAAGGCUUACUCGACUCUAGGGCUCAUGCGUCAGGCUAAGGAACUUCAGAGGAGUAGGGAGGAGGCGUUGGAUUUGACAUAUGAUAGUGCCUAAAAUAUAGAGAGCAAAAUUUUGUUUGUGUUUUGCUGCUAUUGAUGUGGGUUUAUAACAGUUUUUUGGAUGCGCAAGCCAAAAAGCUUGAAUGCGUACUCAUGCAUUCAACGAUGUACUUGUUGAUAUUUGAGGUAGUGAUGCUUUGGAGCAUAUUUGUAUGUGUAGUUUCUCGUAUCGCCAAUUUGGCGAUCUGCUUCAAAUGAUACAUGUUCAUGACUUCCAUUUUCUUUAUGA